Molecule: messenger RNA, 1015 nt
Organism: Harmonia axyridis
Lineage: Eukaryota; Metazoa; Arthropoda; Insecta; Coleoptera; Coccinellidae
Product: integral membrane protein 2C
Exons: 4
Coding region: 92-925 (277 amino acids)
Biological process (GO): negative regulation of amyloid precursor protein biosynthetic process
Cellular component (GO): plasma membrane; extracellular exosome; Golgi apparatus
Molecular function (GO): amyloid-beta binding
Source: RefSeq, a predicted model, not a curated record
UUGUCAAAGUGGUCUGUGAUUAAAUAAUACUUUAUUGAUCACUUCACAAAGUAAACAAGUUUUUGAUUUCCUGAACAAAUUAUUUGUCACGAUGACUAUACUAAUAACACCUUUUAGUAAAAAAGGAGAUAAACUUGUUGUGCCAUUGGUUAGUGCUGAUCAAUUAGCCAAAACCACUGAGGCGGCUCAAAAAGAUGCAGAAGCUCAGAAUGGCAACAUCGUUUAUUUCAAUACCAGAGCUCGUCGAGUUUCAAACUCAACAAUAUUUGGCUUGCUCUUCGCUGCUUUGCUUAUUGUAAGCAUUGGUAUUAUUAGCGGAUUUUACCUCCAACAACAGUACCUUCAACUACCUAGAUUCAAAAGCAAAGUUAGAAUCAGCGCUCAAGGUUUACACAUCUCAGAUUCUCUCUACGAGCGUACUUCCAACGAUGAACUACAAGAAGCCCUUGAGAUUGACCUGGUCAACAAAAUCGAAAAGAUCGACGUGCCAGACUUCAGCGAUGGUCGGAACGGACGUUUCAUCCACGAUUUCAACACCAACACAACAGGAAUCAUCGAUACCUCUGCUCGGAGAUGCUUCGUGAUGCCCUUGAACAGGGUCAACGUACUACCACCGAAAUCGUUUUUCGAUCUGAUGAAUAAAAUGUGGGAUGGAUACUACAAAGUCGAUACUCAGGUUGUGAAAGAGACCAUGCAUGUAGUCUUGCCCCCCAUCAAAGAUACCCAAAGCAUUGGAAACUACAUCACAAAGGAAUGUGAAGAUAUGCCGAUCUAUAAAUUGGAGAAAUCGGUUGGAAGAGUGGUAAAGAGAUCAGCUGAAUUGAAUGCAGAAGCCAAAUUUGCCCAGUUCUCUGGCAACGGAAUCACAGAAAUUGACAUUAUCAAUUUCAGUGAUGUCGAAAAUUAUGAAAAAAAUUUACAUUAAUUUAAACCGGUAGAUUUUACUCAUAGAUAUGUUGUUCCUAGAUACAUAUCAUGGAAUUAUGAAUAAAUGUUUGACUAAUUUCAAUAAUCA